AUGGCUUCUCGCCUACAAAUCAAUAACUCACGCAGGUUAAAUGCAACACGUACAAAGACUGCAGAUGAGAAUAAUUUAAGUCAGCAACUUAGAUCUAAGCAGGCGGGUAUGCCUCUCCGUACGGCCAAAUCAUCAAACUCUCUAUCCGUAAAUAGUAACAAGAGAUCAGCAUUUGGUGAUUUAUCAAAUCAGGAGAAGAGACCUACAAACAGUAAAACAACUAAUACGAAGAGAGCUAGCAGCUUCAGUGAAGUUAGCAGCAUCCCACAAACUAAACUACGUAUAGUACAACCAACAUCUAAACUACAAGUUUAUAAUGAAGAUGAUCAAAUGAGUGAUGAUGAAGUUGACGAUGGUCCACCCGAUAUUGACCUCACAGAUGAAGAGGAUGAAGUCGUUUCACCUGAAGAAGCCGAGGAAGUGCUAGGUGAUGAUGAUGAGCAGGAUAUAAUGGAAGAGGACCAAAUUGAAGAUGAAGAUUGGGUGACCAAACAUGUAGAGGUACCUAGCUUAAUCGAGGAGGUCAAUCGGGUACAAUCAAACUAUAAGGAGGAUUUCGAUUUCUGGGAUACGACAAUGGUUGCUGAAUACGCACCUGAGAUCUUCAGUUACAUGUGUGAGCAAGAAAUUGAGACAAUGGCUAAUCCAAAUUAUAUGGAAUUCCAAUCAGAAAUUGAAUGGUCAAUGCGUUCAACUCUAAUUGAUUGGUUACUUCAAGUUCAUUUGAGAUAUCAUAUGUUACCUGAAACACUCUGGAUUGCCAUCAACAUUAUUGAUAGAUUCCUUUCAGUUAGAGUAGUUAGCUUAGUUAAAUUACAACUCGUUGGUGUUACCGCAAUGUUCAUCGCUGCGAAAUAUGAGGAAAUUCUCGCACCAUCAGUCGAUGAAUUUGUUUAUAUGACUGAAAAUGGUUACACUAGAGAAGAAAUAUUGAAAGGAGAGAGAAUCAUUUUACAAACUCUUAAUUUCUCUAUCAGCUCUUACUCUUCACCAUACACAUGGGUUCGUAGAAUAAGCAAAGCAGAUAAUUAUGAUAUUCAAACGCGGACAUUAUCCAAGUUUAUUAUGGAAGUUGCAUUACUCGACAAUCGUUUCAUUAGAGCUAGACCUUCACUUAUAGCUGCUGUUGGUAUGUAUGCCUCUAGAGUUAUGUUAGGUGGUGAUUGGAAUGAAGAUUUCGUUUAUUAUUCAGGCUUUUCAGAGUCUCAAUUAGAAACCCCAAUGGACUUCAUAAUUGAAAAGCUCAUUCAACCAGAUUUCGAUCAACAAUUCUGUUAUAAAAAGUACAGUAACAGAAAGUUCCUCAAAGCUUCAAUCUUUGCUCGUGAUUGGGCACUUAGGAGUAGUUAG
This is a messenger RNA of Wallemia mellicola CBS 633.66, 1350 nucleotides long. RefSeq lists its product as hypothetical. The coding region runs from base 1 to 1350 and encodes 449 amino acids. The record is from RefSeq and is a predicted model, not a curated record. The transcript has 3 exons. Gene Ontology annotation, molecular function: cyclin-dependent protein serine/threonine kinase regulator activity. Gene Ontology annotation, cellular component: cyclin-dependent protein kinase holoenzyme complex; cytoplasm; nucleus. Lineage: Eukaryota; Fungi; Basidiomycota; Wallemiomycetes; Wallemiales; Wallemiaceae. Gene Ontology annotation, biological process: G2/M transition of mitotic cell cycle; regulation of cyclin-dependent protein serine/threonine kinase activity.